Molecule: messenger RNA, 447 nt
Organism: Haliotis rubra (blacklip abalone)
Lineage: Eukaryota; Metazoa; Mollusca; Gastropoda; Lepetellida; Haliotidae
Product: protein eva-1-like
Exons: 4
Coding region: 1-447 (148 amino acids)
Molecular function (GO): carbohydrate binding
Source: RefSeq, a predicted model, not a curated record
AUGGAGCAUAAGAAAGGUUCUUUGUCAAGCACGUUAGACACUUUCCACCAACAUGCAUGUGACGGAGAGUCGAUGACGGUCAAGUGUCCACAGAAGACCAUCAUCAGUAUACAGUUUGCCCAGUAUGGCCGCCAGGUCCCGAGCAAAGAAAUGUGUCCGGCAAGCUCGUCGCUACAAAAUGGGGUGUACAGCAACACGUACCGGAGCUACAGGAACUACCGCGCACUGACGUAUGGACAGCAUGAAGAUACCAACUGCCAAGCCACCACGUCUCUACAGGUGCUCCUUGACUUGUGUCAGAACCGACACUCCUGCCACCUGGUGGCCAGUGCUGACACCUUUGGCCAGGACCCAUGUCCUGGAACAUCCAAAUACCUUGAGGUCGCCUACAAGUGUCAUCCAAUCUUGCUCCCACCAACAAAUCACUUUGAUGACCUCCCUCCUUAG